ACCGCUGCCUUUUAACGUUAUACAUGAACAAAGACGUCAAACCAAGUUGACUGACAGUUGUUACUAUUAGUCCGCUCAGGAUGGCCCGAAUUUUGUCACGUUCGGAGCUCAGGCAGUUGGCGGACUCACUAGUGCUGGACUGGAGUGACAUGGCGUCUCAUACCAAAGCAAUGUUGCACUGCACAGCUCGGCAUUACCUGGACGGUAAAAUCCCCUGGGAGAUGACAUUUGAGGUGGACAGGUGGCCAGACUACACAGCCGUCCUGUGGCGCAGUAACAAGAACGACAGCUCUGCGCCAACUUUCACUAAGAAUUAUAUAUCUCUUCACUGGACCAAUGACGGUGGACUUAAACAGUUAUUAAUAUCAACAUCUCUGGACUGGACCAAACCACUUUUCAUACGUGGGUUUCCCCCCAAAGGUUUAUCCAUACUAAGAGAACAUCUGGAGAAACAGGGAGUUCCAUGCCCUUCUGAGCAUAUCCACCCCUGUGACAUCGGCUACUACCUGCACAAAACUUGUCCAAGUCUAGAGAGCAUGACCACGACUGACAACAAAAAGGUGACCAUAGCCCCAGUCAAACCUGAGCACAGCCGGCUUGUCAGUAAGUCCUGGAAAUUUGGAGGCACUCCCGCGGCUGAUGAGUACUUGCACUAUCUGGUCAGCACUUUCCCCUCGGCCUGUGUGUAUGACCAAGACGGAAACCCUUUGUCGUGGAUUCUCAUGGACAACAGCGGUAUACAAGUGCUUGGCUACACCUUACCAGAUCACAGAGGAAAGGGUUACUAUCAGCUUGCUUCUAGGCACCUGAUAAGCGUCUGUCUAGAGAAGGGGUAUCUGCCGUUUGGUUUCAUUGAGGACUACAACGAGCAUUCGAGGAACAUCCACAGGAAACUUGGGUACACUUGGACGGAGGCAGGGAGGUGUAUAUACCUCACUCUCAAUGGUUUCGUUAUCGGAUCCAGACUUUGAGUCCAGGACUUGUUGCUACCUGAAACCAGUGAUACAAAAUAGCCAUUAAUUGUUACAAGCAACACUUACAAGCAUGUUAUGUACACAAGUGGAUGUCAUGUUAUUUCUUCAUGGCUAUCACAAAUUUCGUUGGUCAUUAAACAUGUAAAUUUGUCCAUUCGUUCUGCAACCGUCCGUAAUUUUUAUGUAAUACAGUAUUCAGAUUAAAAAAAAACGUGCGCUUUGAAACAGAGGUCCGAUAUCGUUGCUUAGACUUAAAGCCAUAUAUAAUAUGAAUCACAGAAAAGUCUCGUACACCGUCUGUAUUACAUGUACUAUGU
Messenger RNA from Branchiostoma belcheri (Belcher's lancelet), 1291 nucleotides. RefSeq names its product glycine N-acyltransferase-like protein 3. Gene Ontology annotation, molecular function: glycine N-acyltransferase activity. The transcript is spliced from 5 exons. The record is from RefSeq and is a predicted model, not a curated record. NCBI's taxonomy places the organism in Eukaryota, Metazoa, Chordata, Leptocardii, Amphioxiformes, Branchiostomatidae. Gene Ontology annotation, cellular component: mitochondrion. The coding region runs from base 81 to 971 and encodes 296 amino acids.